AUGUUUCCACCUUUCAAAGGAACGCUUGUUCUUUUUGCCAGCAAAACGAAGAACCGGCUGGCGUUUGCGGUGAACGCCAACAAAGUGCCGCUGGACCGCGCGAGGCUUGAACGGGCGCAGAUGCUGCGAUUGCGGGAGAAAAACCAGACCCCUGUCUCUAACGACGCUGCCAGAAAACUGGUUGCCAAAGUGCUGGAGAAACCCGUUGCCGAGAACGUGCGGAUCUCCGCAACGACGCCGUUCACUGAGCACGAGAUUGAGAAGCUGUUUCGCGUGCCCAACGAGCGGUUCAAGUACAACAUUUUGGGAAUCAACGGCAACCAGCUGUCGAACUCUGUCACGGUGAAUAAAAAGACAGAAGCACUGCUGGAAAACGGCGACCUACCGCGCGCGAUCGAGCUCGCCCGGCUUGCGCGAAACCAGGGCAUCUUCUCCUUCGGCACGAUCUUCCACUACCUCGCCAACCGGGGCAAACUGAAUAGGUUGUGGGACUUAUUCAAUAAGGUGAAAAAAUGGGGGCAGCGUCCGGACGGCAGGAUGUUGGCGGUUUUAUUUGCCGCACACGCCAACGCAAAACACCCCAAGUCGUCCAAGGCGCUCGUUACCAAAGCACAGGCCAUACGCAUACGCGAUUUCCUUGAGUACGAGGCGGCCAAGCAGAAAAACACCGUCGAUAUCAGACACGUGAACUCGGUGCUCAAAGCAUUGCGGCUGGCUGGCUGUUCCGACGAGGCCGUCGCGCUGUUUGAGAAAGUGCCCGCCAUGAAGAUGCGCUACGACUCGUUCACAUACACAGAGUACUUCAGCGCGCUGCGACACACAGAGGACUACACCGCUGCCAUAACCAAGGCAGAGACGCAGUUCAGCCGGCUGCAGACCCAGAAGACGAACGUGGACGAACGGCUGGUGCAGGCGUACUCUGCGCUGUUUGUGUUUGCGGACGACGUGCGGCUGCGCGAGCGCGGACUGCUCAUCCUGCGCAAGUGGUUCAACCUGUGCGACGAGUCUGCGAUCGAGUUUGAGGCCGGUCACGUGACGGACCCGUCCGCGCUGGCAAGCAACAACAGCCACCCGCGCGUGGUUUCGCCUGAAGUCGAUCUGGACACCGUUCUGCUGGCCAAGUCCGACAUCAACAAGCGCGGCGUGCGCAUGAACCCGUCUCCGCAGACAGUCAAGCGCCACGGCAUCCUCUGUAAAUAUUUCGAGCUCUCCUAA
This is a messenger RNA of Ogataea philodendri, 1215 nucleotides long. RefSeq lists its product as uncharacterized. The record is from RefSeq and is a predicted model, not a curated record. NCBI's taxonomy places the organism in Eukaryota, Fungi, Ascomycota, Pichiomycetes, Pichiales, Pichiaceae. Bases 1 to 1215 code for a protein of 404 amino acids. Gene Ontology annotation, molecular function: protein binding. The transcript has a single exon.